AUGAGCCUCGCAGCGGAGCGAGAGAAGAUCAAGUGGUCCUUUAAUCCUCCCUCCGCGCCCCACUUCGGGGGCCUCUGGGAGGCGGGAGUCAAGACCUUUAAAACCCACCUGCGGCGGACCGUGGGUGAUCAAGUCCUCUCAAUAGAGGAAUUCACGACGGUCCUCGCGCAGGUCGAGGCCGUCUUGAAUUCCAGACCCCUCUGCCCGAUGAGCACCGACCCUGCCGACCUCGAAGUCCUAUCGCCGGGUCACUUCCUCACGAUGGAACCGCUCGUCUCCGUUCCCACUCAAGACGUGACCCCGUUACCGAUGAAUCGGCUGAGUCGGUGGCAACUCGUCCAACGAAUACACCAGGACUUCUGGAAGCGCUGGCAUCAGGAGUAUCUCCAUACGCUGCAACAGCGUCCCAAAUGGUGGACCUCAGUCAACCCGCUCGGUGUCGGUGCGUUAGUCUUCCUCAAGGACGCCAACAUGCCUCCUCUGCGUUGGAGGCGAGGACGAGUGGAGGCGCUGCAUCCGGGCAGCGACGGCGUCCCGCGUGUCGCCACGGUGCGGGUGGCGGACGGCACGAUCACGCGUCCCCUAGUGAAGCUGUGCCCCCUGCCGAUGGGCCCUGCUCCACAGGCGACCGAUUCAAAUUGA
Molecule: messenger RNA, 642 nt
Organism: Temnothorax curvispinosus
Lineage: Eukaryota; Metazoa; Arthropoda; Insecta; Hymenoptera; Formicidae
Exons: 1
Coding region: 1-642 (213 amino acids)
Molecular function (GO): nucleic acid binding
Source: RefSeq, a predicted model, not a curated record